This is a messenger RNA of Ambispora gerdemannii, 156 nucleotides long. The record is from the annotation of a GenBank genome assembly. Lineage: Eukaryota; Fungi; Glomeromycota; Glomeromycetes; Archaeosporales; Ambisporaceae.
GCUGGACCUGCACCAAAUUCUAAUACAAAUGUUCAUAAUGCUUGUAAACAAUAUUUUGAUGAUGUUGGACUUACAAAUGGAUUUUUAGAUGUAGCAUGUGAUGGUGCUAUAUUUCAAAGACUUAUUUCUUUGUGUGAAAUACAUCCAGAAAUAUGA